Molecule: messenger RNA, 525 nt
Organism: Brenthis ino (lesser marbled fritillary)
Lineage: Eukaryota; Metazoa; Arthropoda; Insecta; Lepidoptera; Nymphalidae
Source: the annotation of a GenBank genome assembly
AUGCCGCCACAAAAGGGUAAGGCCCCAACCAAGGGUGCAAAGCAAAUUCUGACUGAAAACACUGCAACAGUGUAUUUCUAUAGGAACAUGGCUUUAGGAGCGGGAUUAUUUUAUAAUUUCGUUACCAUGGGCUUUUAUUUUGAGAGCAUAUCCUAUACAAGCAUAUUCCUGAAUCUGUUUGUGACAUUAAUUUACAUCGCGUGCUACCAGAUGAUGUGCUAUAUAAGUCGGCCUCGCUAUUCCGACAACAGCCUCCUUGUGGACCCCGGCCUGGACUUGAACAUGGAAGGCGGUAUGGGAGAGCAUAUUAAGGAUAUCGUCAUUCUGGCAUCAAUUACCCACGUUUUGGCCGUUUGCUCAAACUAUUUCUGGCUUUUACUCCUAUUUUUGCCUCUCCGUGCAUUGUGGUUGCUCUGGACCAAUAUACUUGGUCCAUGGUUCUUCCAACAAGCCCCUCAGGAUCCCACCGAGCAAGAGGAGAAGAAACGCAGGAAAAUGGAACGGAAAAUGAGGCGUCUACAGAUG